GUUUCCAAAUACUAUAGGAGUAAUUCGAAGCUUCACCUCUCUCCUUAUAAACCCCCAACAACUAAACCCCUUCUUCUAAAAUAACUACUCCAACUUGUCCAUUGAUGGUUCAGUUCAUAUAUAGUACUUUUUUUGUUAUGUAUAUUUUACUUGUCUGAUCACUGUAGCACGUGGCAGCCCUUCAAAUUCAUUAUUUUUCCUUUAUUUUACUUGUCAUAAGAACCCAAGAACUUGUCACUAGGCCAUCAAUUAGUCUGCUUGGAAGAAGUUAGCAGACAUGUUUGAUAUAUUCUUUGGGUGGAGAAAAGCUUCUAAAUGUAAGAAUUUGAUCAAAAGGGUUCAGUGCCGGCUUAAGCUGCUGAAGAACAAGAGAAGUUGCAUUAUCAGGCAGCUGAGGGACGAUUUAUCUGAGCUACUUAGAAAUGGGCAUUACGAAAUUGUUACUGAGAGAGUUGAACAGCUAUUUAUGGAUGAAAAAAUGGUGGCAGUGUAUGACUUAUUGGAGAAUUACUGUGAAUUUAUAAUCCAUAACCUUCCGUAUAUUCGCAGACACAAGGACUGUCCCAAUGAUAUAAGUGAAGCAGUGUCGAGUCUAAUAUUUGCAUCAGCAAGACUUGGUGAUUUGCCCGAGCUUGUGAUGAUUCGGAAGCUCUUUGGCGAACGUUAUGGCCACGGAUUUGAAACAUCUGCCCUUCAAUUACUCCCUGGGAAUCUUGUCAGCCAUCAGAUAAAGGAUAAUUUAUGCACAAACUGUGUAUCAGAUGAGGAGAAAUAUAGAUUGGUGGAUGAAAUUGCAAGGAUUUGCUUCCAACAAGGACCUUUGCUUCUUGAAUACAGACGCGAAUCAGAAGAGCUGGUAAAUGAAACAAGUAAUGCAGCAGCUGAUUACAAGGAAAAUGGACUAAUGAGAUUAAAGGAUCCCAACAUUAUAGAGACAGAAGCAAAGAUAGUAAAUUCCGAUUAUUCAUCUAAGAGCAUGAAUGUUAUCGAAAAUCCUUCCAUUUCUCGCCAAGAACUGCUUCCUACUGCAACUUCAACAUGCCUUUCAACAACUAACAAUGAUUCAGUGCACUGCUUGAAAAACAAUGGUAACAAAAGAGUUCUAGAUUCUGCUCAGCCGGGCUAUUUAUCCCAAUCCCCAAUAUCAAGUCCUGAACACAUAAUAGAAAGGCAUAUGGCCAAAACUUGUGGCUUUACUUUAGAUAAAAAUAUAGAGAGAAGAGAUGCAGAAUCAUCUACAGAAGAUUCAGCUGAAUCACCUCAGCAGAUGAUAUACCUAGAUGACAUUCAGGAGUUUGAGUCUGUUGUGAGCAAAGACGUGAGAUUCCAGGAUCAGAGGCUAUUCAUGUUCAAAGCCCCUAUUGUUCCCUUGAGACUAAAGAUAGAUACUGGAAGCAAUUUUGAGGUGCAGAUUGCAAAAGAACGACCAAGAAGCUCGAGGAAGAAUAACAAGAUAUCUGGAAAAAGAAUGAGAAGGAGAUCACUUUCCAUUGAGAAGAGCUUUAUGUCAGACACUGAUAGUACAAUGUACUACGGUGACUUACGUGAGAGUUCUCCAGAUAGCAAACCAAAAAGCCAAAACAGGCGAAGAAAUUCCAGGAAGAGUUCUGUUGAGGAAAGUCAGAAGUCCUAUUAUACAUUUGCACAUGACAGCCAAGAUCAACCUUGCUAUGUCAAAUUCAGAAGCACACUGACUUUUGUCAAUUCGAGGUGCAAUGGGCCGAUGGAAAAUCACUGCAGUUUGGAGCAUCCAUGUUAUGACUGGAUCAGUGAUGAAAAACCUAACGGGGAAUCUUCUUUUCGCGUGCCAAGGAGAAGAGUCAAAGCUGCAAAGGAUUUCAGUAAGCAUAGUCUAAAGGAAAGGAAACAAGGAUUUUAUCAAUGCCAAUGUUCCUUCAGCCAAGACCAACAUAUCAUUGGCGAUCGAUUAGUACUUCCACCACUGAUAGCAAAAACAAGUCAAGAUGUUGAAUCAAGGAGGGAUCAUUUUGUAAAGCCUGAUACGGAGGAAGUAUGGGAAAGCCGAGAAACUUGUUCUCCGAUUAUGUCCUCAAAAUCAAGAAUGACAGAUCAAAGGGCAAGAAAUGAAAAUCAGAAUCCUUAUUUGAGGGCAAUGACUAUGCCUCCUGAAAGGCCUAAAGAUAGCAUCAUAGAUAACUUUCUUCGGUCAAAUUCCUUUCCAAUUCAGGAGCCUGGAAAUGGAUUGUCUGAAAAUAGCCAUGUCCAUCCUAAGCUACCAGACUACGACGAAAUAGCAGCUAAGUUCAUGGCUCUCAAGAAAGAGAAACUGCAAAACAAAUGCUAGCAUUACAUCAAUGGCUUUACCAUAUCAUGGCCAUCUUUACUCUAGGCUGGAACAAAUUACUUGAUUUACUUAUUGUUUCUAUUCUUUGUUCAUAGAGUAGCAGAGCUAUACUUGCAUUGUAAAUGGAUAUUUCUUUGUGUGUGUGCGUGCGCUCGCACGCGUAUGUUUUAGUGAAUUUAUGGAAGUCCUUGGAGUGAAA
This is a messenger RNA of Nicotiana tabacum (common tobacco), 2504 nucleotides long. RefSeq lists its product as uncharacterized. NCBI's taxonomy places the organism in Eukaryota, Viridiplantae, Streptophyta, Magnoliopsida, Solanales, Solanaceae. Gene Ontology annotation, biological process: protein transport. The record is from RefSeq and is a predicted model, not a curated record.